Messenger RNA from Chrysemys picta bellii (western painted turtle), 3325 nucleotides. RefSeq names its product interferon induced transmembrane protein 10 (gene IFITM10). Lineage: Eukaryota; Metazoa; Chordata; Testudines; Emydidae. Gene Ontology annotation, cellular component: plasma membrane. The record is from RefSeq and is a predicted model, not a curated record.
CACCGGUGCUUUUGUCGGUGAAGCUUAUGUUGGGCAGGGGUGUGUGGUUUUUUUCAGCCCCCUGACCGACAAAAGUUUUGCCGACAAAAGUGCUAGAGUAGACAAAGCCUGAGACUCGCAUGGCGGCAGCCAUUAGCACCUUUCAACGUAAUAAUAUUUUCAAUAUUUAUUAUUUUCCACUCCUUUCCUUAUACAUCACAACGUUUUGUUUCCACUCUAUGUUGAGCAGAGGUUUUGAUUCAACUGUCCAGUUACCCGCAGGUAUUUUUCCAGAUGUAAAGUUGAUUUAGAAUCCAGCAAUGUGUAUGAGUACUUCAAAGUAUCCCUUUCUAUGUACAGAGAAUCCCUUUCUAUAUACAUUACAUUGCAUUGAGAGACAAAGUGGGUGAGGGAAUAUUGGACCAACUUCUGUCGGUGAAAGACAAGCUUUUGAGCUUACACGGAGCUCUUCUUCAGACCUGAAGAAUCAUGGGACCAACAUAGUUACAACACUGCAAAUUACAUUACAUUGAUCAAUAGUGAUAAUCAUCUGCCCAUUCACCUCGCUUUCUAGGUCCUACACACCGUCUCUCGUCUUGACUUACCUAAAUAAUUGCGUGUCACUGCAAUACUUUGCCACCUUAUGGUUCAUUCCCGUUUCCAGAUCGUAAAUGAUGAUAUUAAAGGCACGAAUCCUUACAUGGAACAUUGUGGCUCCCUACUGUUAAUUUUUCACCAUCUUGAAAAUAGACUAUUCCUUCUCUUUGUUUUCUCUCUGUAAGCCAUUAUGUUAUCCUAAGGAGAACUUUACCUCAGAAGCCGCACUGGUGAACCACUCUCAUAACGUGGCCAUUCAUGUGUCUUACAGUUCUGUUUUUAAUUAUCAUUUCAACACGAGCAUCCCUCGUUUUUACUGCUUUCCCUGCCCCACCCAGUGCCACAAAUCGCAUCCACCAACCUUCCAGCCAAAGAGGACUGGAUGCAAUUCCGUGCCUGUCUUCACCAUGACUAGUCCACUACUGCAGAGCACCUUUAGUGGCUUUCGGGCACCACCUUUAUGCUUGUACCCUCUGGGACAAUCUGAAAGUUGUGACCUUGCUGCAUUGGCCACCCCACAAAGUGAGGUCGUUAGGUUGUGAAGUUGGGUGAGCUGGGUUGUUUCAAUGUAGCUUUUGGGAUAGGUAGAAAGCAGAGAGGGGAACCAUUUAAUUCAACCCCUGCCAACAAUAGGGACGCGCAGAAAACCGGACCCAGAUCCCAACCCUUCCUGGCUUUUCCCAUCCUUAAUGACAUCCAUCCAUCUCCUCCUCUCUGUAGCUGAGUGCACUGCUUCCUGUGUGCUUCCAGCCGCUGUUGGCCUGGGGAUGCUUCUCUCUUGUUUUGAUUGCAUGUGCAUGUGUCUCUCUCCCUGCAUGCAGAAUCUAUCCAAUUUCUAUCCAUUCCCCAUGACCGGAGCGCAAACGCCGCUGAACACCCUCCCCGCAUUAGACUUGUGCUCCCAGCGUUUGGUUGACCAGACAGCCCUGUACGGCGUGUGUAUGUUUGGUCUAGGUUACCAAGGCCUCGGCAGCGACUCCAUAGUUAAGGCUGCAUCGAAAUCUCUCCUUAAAUAUCUCGAUGGAGGUGGUGGAUGGUAUCUGUCUGAGGUGAUCUUCCCAGCGAGCGCGUGCACCGAUGCCCACACCCUCGAGCCAUGCGCCUGGGAGAUGUGCCUUCCUGGCAGGGGGAUGCUAGUUGACCUCUUCCUCCCCCACUGUCCACCCCCCGCUUCCUCUCCUUCACCAACUCCAGUUAUUAAGAAAGCAGAGCCGGAGGCAGUGCUGAGCCGGAGAUGCAGCAACUCCCUGCAUUCCUCCUUGGGAUUUCACUUUGCCAGGAUACAGUCUGGUAAAUUUGCAGCAGCCACCACGGAGAGAACACAGGAACCCCCCUUGGGCCCGCCGUGUCCCUUUGACGGAGCAUUCUGGAUUCAGAGACCCCCCCAGCAGGGGUGCUUUGCUGGCAUUCCAAAGCCUCCUGCCAUCCCACAAGCUUCGCCUGCCCUAUCUCCCUCUUCGGCUGUUUGCUACAUGGAGAACAAGAGCUGCAAAGGGGACAGCCUGCGGCCAGCUGUCCAGUGCAAACACUCUGUCGAGAAGAAGACAAUGACCAACCCCACGACGGUGAUUGAAAUCUACCCAGACACCACCGAGGUGAACGAUUACUAUCUCUGGUCCAUCUUCAACUUCGUAUACCUCAACUUCUGCUGUCUCGGCUUCAUCGCCUUGGCCUAUUCUUUGAAAGUCCGGGAUAAGAAACUCCUCAAUGACCUGAACGGAGCUGUCGAAGAUGCCAAGACAGCCCGGCUUUUUAACAUCACCAGCUCGGCACUCGCCACUUUCUGCAUCAUCCUCGUCUUCAUCUUCCUGCGCUACCCGCUCACUGACUAUUAGAGCAAGGCCAGCAGCCGCUGCCGAAAUGCCUCAGUGCCAGAAGUGUCCAUCGAAUUUCCUCCAGCAAGGACAUGAAACAACAAUCCAUCUUGAUUGCAAAAAAUAAAUACAAAGUAAAACCCACCAACCCACGCCCCUCCUCCCCCAACUCCCAACCCUGACUGGUAUUUGCACUUCUGUAGAAAAAGAAAUUACUUUUACAUUUUUUACAGAAAAAUAUUUAUUUUCAUGAUAAACAAAAGUGGGUGAUGACAAUAUGCAAAGCUUAGAACUAACCACAACAUGAGCCAAUAGCUGUGUAGCUAGAUGCUGCAACCAUAGUGGCGGCCGAGGAGUCAGAGAGAACAUUGUGUCAUCGAAGAUCCGCUGAUUAAAGUUACAUAAGCAGCCCAAGCGCUGAGCUGUGUUUUAGAUGGAAAACAGCAAAUAGCCCUAUUGGGAGAGCUGAACUCCAGAUCUACCGGGAAGUAUGUGCACUGAUUUAGAGCUCAAGAGAGGGAGGAAAAAUGCCUGCUACUGCAAGAUAAAACUGAGAAGUAAAGCAGGGCAGAUUCAGGACAUAUCAGAUGUGUUCAGGCUGCUACCACGUCCUCUCUCUCUCUCUCUCUUCCCCUCACUCCCUUGUAUAUUUUGUUCUUUUCCUCUUUUUAUACAUUUAUUCAUUGAAUUUCAUUUGAAGGCCAGACUAGUUUACCAUUCCCCGUCCCCAGAGAGCUUUAUCCUUGAGAGUUCAUAGUGGAGAAUCCUGAAGCCGCCCGAUAAACCCCAAAGAAUUAAAACAAAACAAAACUCCUCCAUGGAAUUUCCUGCAAAUGCCGAGAACGUAGGCAACCUUUGGAGAACUUGCAUAUAUCCUGUAUACCGACUCCUACUGUAUUUCUGUAAACUUUCAAUAAAGAUAAUACCUCUGCCCA